This is a messenger RNA of Planococcus citri (citrus mealybug), 1279 nucleotides long. RefSeq lists its product as uncharacterized. The coding region runs from base 137 to 901 and encodes 254 amino acids. The transcript has 4 exons. The record is from RefSeq and is a predicted model, not a curated record. Lineage: Eukaryota; Metazoa; Arthropoda; Insecta; Hemiptera; Pseudococcidae.
UGAUAUUUUGGCGGACUGAAGACUGAUAAAUGUGUAUUAUUUGUUGAAUUUAUGCAGUUAUUAUUGUUUAAAUAAAUAAUAAUUUUUGUACUUAUUAAUUAUUAUAAACGUAAACCAUCCGGAAGAGAAAGAUAAAAUGGCGAGCAAUACUACUGAUACUGAAAAAGCAGAAAAUAAGGUGAAUGUGAAACGAUCCGCGAAGCUAAAUAAGUACCAAAAAGACUUCAUGGUCUCCUUACUAGAGAACUGCCCCAUUGUUGCUAAGGGACAGAUAACACCAGCAUUCACAUUUAUAGAUCAAAAGAAGAAAUGGGAAGAAAUUUCAAGAGAACUUAAUAAAUAUGGCUGUGUAAAAACUGGAGCGGAUUGGAAAAAAACCUGGCAGGAUAUGCGGAGCAAAGCCAAAGCAGCCAAAGCUGCAUUGAGACGAAGUUCUACUCAAACAGGGGGGGGUGAAGGCAUCCCAGCGGAUACCUUGAGCCCCCUGAAAGAACGGAUAUUGGCGAUCUCCGGUGGGGACACCAUUACAGAAGGCCAUGCUGGAAUUGAAGAGUUCGGAAUUGGAGAAACGGAAACCCCUUCAACACCCUCCUACUCUCGUUCCACUACUGUAAAAAGGAAAUUAACUUCUCCUGACUUUGAAGUAGACAGCAUUGAGAUAGAAUCAGAUGAGGAAUGUCGUGAAAGUACACCAAUCAGCUCCAGCAACGUUUUUCAAAUAUUAAAGGUAAUGAAGGAGAAGAAACCUACAGCAAAAGUGCACCUGAAUCCCACUCCCAGUGGCAGUUCCCUGGCUGAAGCAAAACAGGAAUCCAGUAAGAAACCCCCAAUGAAGGAGAAGAAACCUAUAGCAAAAGUUCAGCUAAAUCCCACUCCCAUGCAGUGGCAAUUCCCUGGCUGAAGCAAAACAGGAAUCCAGUAAGAAACCCCCAACAGUUGUGCCUAAAGCAAGCUCUGUCUGCAGUCCCACUCUUGCACAAUAUGCGGCCAUGAGAGCAAAAAUUCAGGCACCAAAACGAACAACAAAGGGUGACAAAGCCUUGAACCUUCAAGACCAAGAACUGAACAUUUUUAAGGCAAUACAUACCGAAAUGGAAACGAGCAACGAUUUGCUCCGAAAAGUUGCUGCUGCUCAAGAGAGUCAAGCCCAGUCAUCGGCAGAAACGGCAGCUUGUCUCACAGAGUUGGUGAAUUUUAUUUUAAAGAAAAAAUGAUUUCAUAUUUUUCUGUUUUAUUAUUAUAAUUUGUUCUUACCAGUUCAUUUUAUUAAAAUUAUAAA